GUCACCGUCUGAGUCACUACAAUGGCAGAUUCGUCACAACAUCCAUCAGUGUUUCAGAAGAUAUAUGGUCGUUCUUACCUCACUUCUAGGCUUUCCCCUGGCUUUCAGACCAGGAAUUACAGUACAACAGGUGUACAUGUGAAUGGAGGUCUGGUGAGUCCCUUACAGGCGGCUUAUUAUGGGACUGGCUUUGCUGGAGUUUCACCUACUCAUUUUCUUGUACAAGCUCCUUCUGAAAAAGGUGCAGCCGGCUUUGCUGUGGAUUUUCUAAUGGGAGGAGUAUCUGCUGCUGUAUCCAAAACGGCUGCUGCUCCAAUUGAGCGUGUCAAACUGCUGAUUCAAAAUCAGGAUGAAAUGAUUAAGGCCGGUAGGCUAUCUGAGCCAUACAAAGGAAUUACUGACUGCUUUGCCCGAACAAUUAAAGAUGAAGGAGUCAUUGCCCUAUGGAGGGGGAACACUGCAAACGUUAUCAGAUACUUCCCCACACAAGCUUUGAAUUUUGCCUUCAAGGAUUACUUCAAGAGGUUGUUCAACUUCAAGAAAGACAGAGAUGGUUACUGGAAAUGGUUUGCUGGGAAUUUGGCUUCUGGUGGUGCUGCUGGUGCAUCAUCUCUUUUAUUUGUUUAUUCCCUUGAUUAUGCUCGAACUCGUCUGGCUAAUGAUGCUAAGGCUGCUAAAAAAGGUGGUGAGAGGCAGUUUAACGGUCUUGUUGAUGUUUACAAGAAAACCCUUAAAUCUGAUGGCAUUGCUGGGCUGUAUCGUGGAUUUAACAUCUCUUGUGUUGGAAUUAUUGUGUAUCGUGGUCUAUACUUUGGAAUGUAUGAUUCUAUGAAGCCUGUGGUUCUGGUUGGCGACUUGCAGGAUAGUUUUCUCGCUAGUUUCUUGCUUGGAUGGUGUAUCACAAUAGGAGCUGGUUUGGCCUCUUACCCCAUUGAUACCGUCCGAAGAAGAAUGAUGAUGACCUCGGGAGAAGCCGUCAAGUACAGUAGCUCCUUGGACGCAUUCAAACAAAUCAUCAAGAAUGAGGGUACUAAAUCUCUCUUCAAGGGUGCUGGAGCAAACAUUUUGCGUGCCGUUGCCGGUGCUGGUGUGCUGGCUGGGUACGAUAAGCUCCAGCUCAUUGUUCUCGGCAAGAAAUACGGUUCCGGUGGUGGCGGUUAAAAGAGCUUUUGAAAAGACUGCAGGGUGAGUAAAAAUUGUGUAGUUUCUGAAUAAGUUGUAAUGAACGAAUGUUUCCUUCAGCUUCUGUAGAGUCACUAGGAGGAAUCCAUUCUAUCAAAGCAUCGCCAAAAUUCUGAAUGUGUUUGUGCUUGAGCUUGAAGAUGUAAUUUUGGUCAUCCGAGAAUUCUUAGCCAUAGUCAUUGCCUCGAACCGAAAUGUUUGUAUUUCGAGCAUUGCUCAUUCGUUUGGCAUAUCGACACUCUGUUUUUAGCAGACUGUCAGUCUCAAACACUGUCUUGCUUAGCUUCUUCUAUAAUAUUAUUCAAGUUUGCUUUC
Molecule: messenger RNA, 1497 nt
Organism: Momordica charantia (bitter melon)
Lineage: Eukaryota; Viridiplantae; Streptophyta; Magnoliopsida; Cucurbitales; Cucurbitaceae
Source: RefSeq, a predicted model, not a curated record